GCUGAGCAAUCCCAUCACGCUACCUUUCCUCCUUCAGGCGGGUUCCCGCACCACGGAGGCUGCUGCCUUCUAUCGACAUCUUACUCUUCUGACCCACUCCGGAGCCUGGCAGCUCGUCGGGAGUUCGCUCCGCCUGGAGCACAUGGAUCGAUCCGCCCCGGCCAACGAGAUGGAAAAAUUACUUCGGGCCGCGAUCAGUGAACGUGCACUCCGUACUUGCCACAUGUGCAACAUGAUGUUGCUGAAUACCUGGCUUACUUUCGCAGCUUCCGCAUUUCCGACCCUCAUCAUGGAGGCUGGCAAUGUCGCCUACACGAAACUGCACCCGGCACUGGGGUUUCCGAGGUCCGCGCAUCGAAAAGUCGCCACACUGGCGAUCCUUCUGACCUGCUGCUUCGCACGUUUCCAAUUUGUGCAAAGCACCGAGCUCAAUGAGCCGGGGUGGUGCCCUGUCAUAACAACCACGACAUGCGAAGACCGUCCCUGCAGCGUUCGAAAGAAAGAAGUAGGUAUAUUGUCUUUUCACCAAACACUUUAA
This is a messenger RNA of Symbiodinium necroappetens, 538 nucleotides long. Lineage: Eukaryota; Dinophyceae; Suessiales; Symbiodiniaceae. The record is from the annotation of a GenBank genome assembly.